Topomyia yanbarensis is the source of this 666-nucleotide messenger RNA. RefSeq lists its product as uncharacterized. Bases 128 to 490 code for a protein of 120 amino acids. The transcript is spliced from 5 exons. The record is from RefSeq and is a predicted model, not a curated record. Lineage: Eukaryota; Metazoa; Arthropoda; Insecta; Diptera; Culicidae.
CUAGAUGCGGAGAUUGUAAUUAGUUCUUGGUCAGAUCUCACCAGUGUAGCUUGUGGUUUCGACAGAUAAGCAGUUUUCGCAUACUCAGAAAAUUUUGCCUAAGUCAAAUUCUUGAAAAUUGUAACAAAUGGCGCUUAAAUCUGAUUUGAUAUGGGAAAAACUCAACGCACGGCUGGCACAAGUCGAUCGUAAUAAAAGAUCCUUCAAAGCAAUCUUGUUCAUUCAUCUUCAACAGAAUGGAAAGACUGUUCGUAGUGUUGUUCUGGAUUGCAAUGAGCUAAAGCUAGUCGACAUAGAACUAGACGCAUCGUGCAGUGUCGAAUAUCCACCUGAGCUGGUUGAUGCUUCCAUAACGAUUGAUGAUAGUGAUUUCUAUUCGGUGGCUACAAAGGGAACCACAUUUGCCGAUCUUAUCGAACGGAAAACCGUAACGAUAACUGGAAACGAAGAAUGCUUCAAAAAACUAGAUGAAAAAUUCAAAACAAAGUGAUAUUACCGAUCGCUAUAUUGAGAAUGCUUUUGUGAAUGCUGCUGAAAGAAUUUAAAUAUUUGUUGAUUUUAUGUAUUACUUGUAUUAAACAAAGAAAUGAAUACUCUCGCAAAAUAAUCAAUUAUUAUGUUAUUGUACACUUAUCUUUUUCAGAAUAAAUAACGACGAACUUACUA